Messenger RNA from Zootoca vivipara (common lizard), 9308 nucleotides. RefSeq names its product glucosamine (N-acetyl)-6-sulfatase (gene GNS). Gene Ontology annotation, biological process: glycosaminoglycan metabolic process. Lineage: Eukaryota; Metazoa; Chordata; Lepidosauria; Squamata; Lacertidae. The record is from RefSeq and is a predicted model, not a curated record. Gene Ontology annotation, molecular function: N-acetylglucosamine-6-sulfatase activity; glycosaminoglycan binding.
GCGUACUUAAAAAGGGGGCGGGGAGAAUGGAACGGGGAAGCGCGCGCGCCUCUCUCUCGUGACAGCCCAGCCCGGCUCGCCUCUCCCCCUCGGCGCUCCAGCUCCGGUGCAAGGAUGGCGCGCGCCGCUGCUGCUUCUGCUUCUGCCUGGACACUCUGUUUCCUGCUUUUGUCGUCGGCCCUCGCUUUGGCCGCCGCCGCCCGGGCGCGGAAGCCCAAUGUGGUGUUAAUCCUGACCGACGACCAGGACACCUAUCUGGGCGGAAUGACACCGCUGAAAAAGACCAAUGCUCUUAUUGCAGAGAUGGGGAUAACCUUCUCAAAUGCAUAUGUGCCCAGUGCAUUGUGCUGUCCCAGUAGAGCAAGCAUCCUGACGGGAAAAUAUCCACACAACCACCACGUUGUCAAUAACACACUGGAGGGAAACUGCAGUAGCAAAUCCUGGCAGAAGAUUCAGGAACCAUUUACCUUUCCUGCCAUCCUCAAGUCCAUGUGCGGCUACCAGACGUUCUUUGCUGGGAAAUAUUUGAAUGAGUAUGGAGCAGAAGAUGCAGGAGGAAUUGGUCAUGUUCCUCCUGGAUGGAGUUUUUGGUAUGCAUUGGAAAAAAAUUCAAAAUAUUAUAAUUACACACUUUCAGUAAAUGGAAAAGCACGGAGGCAUGGUGAGAACUACAGCGUUGAUUACCUGACGGAUGUACUGGCCAACAUGUCCUUGGAUUUUCUGGAAUAUAAAUCCAACUUUGAGCCAUUCUUCAUGAUGAUAGCAACUCCUGCACCCCACUCACCUUGGAUAGCUGCUCCUCAGUACAAGAAAAGCUUUCAGAAUGUCAGUGCUCCAAGAAACAGUAAUUUCAAUAUCCAUGGAAAGGACAAACAUUGGCUCAUCAGGCAAGCAAAGACACCAAUGACUAAUUCAUCAAUACAAUUUCUAGAUGAUGCUUUUAGGAAAAGAUGGCAGACACUUCUGUCAGUGGAUGAUCUGAUUGAAAAACUGGUGAAGAGGCUGGAAUCUCAUGAAGAGUUGGAUAAUACAUACAUUUUUUACACUUCAGACAAUGGCUUUCAUACAGGUCAGUUUUCAUUGCCUAUCGACAAACGACAGCUCUACGAGUUUGACAUUAAAGUUCCACUGUUGGUGCGAGGACCGGGAAUCAAACCCAACCAAACGAACAAGAUGCUUGUGGCAAACGUUGAUUUGGGUCCUACUAUUUUAGAUAUUGCAGGCUAUGAUCUAAAUAAAACACAGAUGGAUGGGAUGUCACUACUACCAUUACUGAGAGGAGAUGCAAAUGUGACCUGGAGAUCAGAUGUUUUGGUUGAGUACCAAGGAGAAGGACACAACAGUAGUGAUCCUACCUGCCCUGCCCUUGGACCCGGUGUCACCCAUUGCUUUCCAGAUUGUGUCUGUGAAGAUGCAUACAACAAUACAUAUGCAUGUGUAAGAACACUCUCUUCUUCAUGGGAUCUGCAGUACUGUGAAUUCGAUGAUCGUGAGGUGUUUGUCGAAGUUUACAACUUGACUGCAGACCCGCACCAGAUUACCAACAUUGCAAAAACAAUAGAUCAAGAAAUUUUAGAAAAGAUGAACUAUCGGCUAAUGAUGUUGCAGUCCUGUUCUGGAGCAACUUGCCGCACACCAGGCGUAUUUGAUCCGGGAUACAAGUUCAACCCACACCUGAUGUUCAGCAAUCAUGGGACUCCAGCUCGCAGACUUUUUACACGGUCACUGUAGCUGCAGUGGCUAGCCUGUUGUGUUAACAUUUCUUCAAAGUGACUGCAGAAUAUCUGCUGAAUCCACUAUGACUACAUAUGAAAGGCAUGAUUGGCGGACUCUGUUUGGAGAAAAUAACCUCCCGAGCUGGUUGUUUUGUGCAAUACGUGCUAACAGACACAAUCGGUCUAGUUCCCUCAAAAUCUGAUUACCACAUCAAUCUGAAAAUGGUAUCCUGAAUGUUGACUUGUGGCCAGGAAUCUCAAUUUGUUUGGUGUUAUGUGAAAGACCUCAGGUGGGUGGAAACUGUGUUAACUACUUACCUUUGAGAGCUGGUUCUGACGGAAGUAUUUUUUUGGGGGGGGGGAUAGCAGGGUCAUCCUGGCCAACCCUGCAGGCAGAGGCUAUAGAUCGCCUCCCUGCUAAGCUUUCAAGAAGAUGCAUUGUGCUUCUGGGUUGUGUUUAGAAGUCUAGUAUAAUCAAGUUAACCAGGGAGGUUGCCAUUGUUUUUCUUCUUAGCUUUUCAGGACUCGUCUGGAAUUGCUGAUUAGAACAUAUGUGCCUGUUAGAUUGUCUCAUGUAUUAAUCAACUGUUUUCAGAUCAGAACCAAGUAAGCCACUAAAUGGAGACUCCCCCCCCCCCAAAAAAAGAUAAAUGGCACAUUCAUCACAUUUUCUAUUUUGUACGGGAGCCACUAAUUUAAGAGUGAUAUUUUAACUGGAAAUUGUGCAUUCUCAAAAGUACAAUAGAAUCUGACAUUAGGGUUGCCAGACUCAAUAAAGGACAGGACUUCUGUGCCUUUAAUUGCCCUGCUCUCUUUUGAGUGUGGAAACCUUAAAGAGAAACUAGGAGACCCUUUGUUUAAUUUCCAAGCAAAGAGUCUGCUGGUUUCUCUUUAAGGUUUCCACACUCAAAAGAGAGCAGGGCAAUUAAAGGCACAGAAGUCCUGUCCUCUAUUGAGUCUGACAACCCUAUCUGACACCCCAAUGUAGCAAUAUAUACAGAGGAGCGUAUUUGUUACUUUAGGAUAUAAUGAUUAGUGCAUUAGCCCUUUAUGCCAGAAAACUGCAAGUCAUAUUUAUUUGAUGCCCAGACUUGACGCUUCUUAUUCUUGAUUGCCCUAUGCUUGUGAAAUAUAUUGUUAGCACUUGUUGAACGUUUGGUCCUAUUUUUAUUUAAUAUCCAGAGAAGCCAAUCAGGCUAUUUUGCUAUCAACAUUUGCUUGAAUACCAGACCAGUUCUCUUCAAUUGGCUGACUUAUCACCCAAAGGGCAUAUCUCCUUAAACACUUAGGCAGCACAAUGCCCCCAGUUUUGUCCCAAUCGUAUCCACUUAACAAUAGAUAGGAGCAACAAAUAUAAAUGGACCUCUUUUAUAAGAAUGGCCUAUUUGGACAUAUGCUGUGUCAGAUGAUCUAAAAAGACUGAGGUCACAUAAAGUGAGAAUGUGGCUUGAGUCAUCCUGGAAGUGGGGGGAGAGCAUGAAAGGAAAUUGCUUCAGAGAUUUAGGCUGUUGCUCCAGCCAAUUUAAACACCUCUGAAAAUCAGUCGGGGAGGGGGGCAUUGCUUGUCAACUUUAGUGAUUUAAAUCAGAGCUAGAAACGUGUAAGUUCUGCUGCAGUUAAAUAUAUUACAUGUUUUUAUUUUCUGUUUGUCAUACAUAACCUUGAGAAAGAUUACUCUGCAUUUAAUACCUCUAGCUAGAGUGGAUCAGAAUGAGUUCCAACAUUUUUUAGCAGCAAGCUCCUAUACCAUAUUAAGGUUAACUUCUAAUGUAUGCCUGUGUGGACUUGAGAGUAGGGGUGGGAGCCUGUAAUCACCUGGAAGUUGUUGGGACUCCCAAUUCCCAGCCAUCACAUUCAUCAGUUGGGAAUGAUGAGAGAUGCAGUUCAGUGGUACCUGGCAGGCCAGCGGUUUGCCACCCCUGACUUUAAGAAACAUUUAAGAGUUAAGGUGUUUUACUUGGUCUGAGCAAAAGAUUCUGUGCUGCAUGUCUUAAACAAUGUUCAUGCUAUCGAAACUAACCAUACAGAAUGAGUGAAACAACUUAGUAGUAGUUUGAUAUAUUUAAUACUAUGAAAUUCACCGGUUGAUUCCUCACAAGGCACUUACGAACCAGGUAAUAUACAAUAGCAAUUCAGGAAGAAACUUGGGAUUUUGUAAAACGUAGAAUGGAAAGAUUUUACUUGUUUUGUUAUUCCUUUAGGUUCUUACUAUCAUUUUCUUUCAGAACAAUGGGCUUGCAUCUCAAAAUGUCUUAAAUGUGUUAACUUCUAAAUAUCCUAUCCAAAACUGCAUAACUUUUGUAAAAAAAACACCCCACACACACACACACACACAACUUGUGGAAAUGAUUUUAUUCGUGCAAACUGGACUUUCCCUUUUCCUCCACCUGUAGAACCCCAUACAACCCCAAAAUUUGCUCUGGGUGGGGAUUGGGGGAGCUUUGAAGGCGUCAGGGAGAGGAAGGCUGAUCAUGUCUCAGAGCACAAUGUUGGCAUGGGAAAGACAGGCUGCUUUGAACAUGAUGGCAAGUGGAAUCAUAAGAAUGAGAGCGCCACCAGAAACCUAUUUUUAACCAGUCUUUGUGCCUAAGCAUUUACCUAAAAGUAACACCGCCCCCCCCCCACAGAUCUAAUCACUUAUUUGUAUGCUUCCAUUCUGUAAGAUUCUAGCUAUUGUUGUUGCCUGUUUGCACUUUACGAUGAAGACUCUGUCCAACUGUUGGACACCAACAGAGGCCUUACACAAUAUUAGUUUUAAAGGAAAUGUGACGGUAACAUUCACAUUGCUAAACAGAGCUGCUUGGCAGUGAUGUGGGAGCAAACUAUGCAGUAGAAAAUGAAUCUGCCUGGCAAGCCAAUUACUCAUGACAUUGCAUAGCUGCUAUAUCGUGAGGAGCAGCCCAGAGGUGACUGGUGGAGUUUUAAUUUAAAAAAAAAUUUUUGCACAGCUCACCUCUUUUGUGCAUUAAAAAAACAACUUCUAGCUCAAUUAACAGAACCUAUCAAAAAAUUUCAGGGCUCGUUAAUGUUUCACAGCACUGCCCUAACAUCUCAGAAGUUUCUGCUAAAAAACAACUCUUGGCCAAAGUUCUUUUAAAAGGCAAGUUACCCUGGAAGGCUGUCUGUUCAUAUGUAACUCACCAAAUAGACAGUCACUGCAUGUAAUUGCUAGGGUUUUACAAGUGCUUGUACUAGGUAGGUCUUUUUUGUACUUGGGCCCCACACCACCGAAUCCAUCCUGAUCAGUACAAAACAAAAAACCGGUAAAAUGUUUGUAAUGCUGCUCAAAACCAUGGCAUUUUUUUGUUCAGUUUUCCUUCAAGUGUAGCUGUACGACAACUGUGUAUGCUAGUUUCCUUACUCAUGAAUCAUAGCAAUUUUUUUAGAAAGUGCCCUUUGAAGGACCCUGUAUUAUUGCUGCACUUUUCAGUAAUUAAAUUUAUGUACAACAAAUAAUUGUUUGUGAUGAACUGAAAUUAAAGGCACACACAUCUGAAUUGUUGAGUGACUUAUCUAUUUGGUGAUCACAACACAUUGAUUUAGCUUUGUGAGGAACAGCUUAAAAUUCUGUAAAAAAACCCCACAAAGCACAGCUCGGCAGCAAGGGACAGGACACCAAGCUACCCAAGACCACUGCGUGCUUUUAAGAACCUUCCAUAAAGACUCCAGCAGCAAUGAUGGAUCUUUUACAACCAAUGGAGGAGGUCUGUGGCUAAGUUUUCAUUAGAUGUUAUAGCAUCAUGUUAGAGCCCUGAAAAACAAUUUUGGAUAAAUGCAGGCCCUGCAGUUUCUCAAAGUAGAAAGGGUUGUGAUAAUAUGCAAUGUCUAUAAUAUGACAUCUCUCUGAUUCUAAUGGACCAAAGCUGUUUAAUGUGUUAAGUACCUGCCAUCACCAAGCUGACAAAUACUUGCUGCAGGAUUGCUUAUGCCUUUACUAGGUUGCGUGAUUUGAAUUUGUAAGGAAUUUUCCCGAUUGCUUGAACAUGAGCAAAUGGUUUGCUUUUUCUUAUCCUUGAACAUAGCAGAAUUUUGUGUCCCGGGAAAGUCACUAUCCGUCUCUGGCAUGUGGAAGUAUAACUGUAAAAACAGCAAAAAUAAUGUAAAUGUUGUACCCCUCACCUUUGGAGAUAUUGUGGGACAUUUGGCUUGUGUCAGAUGCCUGGUGCUGAUUCGGGAUACUGAUGUUGCGAAGUCCCAUCAAGUUAGCAAAGAUUGUUAACUUGUUGUUGGAAGUACUAUAAACUUAAACCAGUGAUUAAACAAUGAAAACAUCCAUAUCGGUGUGAACUUCAGCUUUAAUGAUGGAAUUACAACUUGCUAUAACAACUUCAAAGGGAAUCAUUAAGGCUUCCCUAUUAAAAAAUUCAAAAUAAAUAGUACAGCUUUGUUUUUUAAAAGAAAGAAAACUUUUUUCAGUGUUUUCCACAUCACCCUCCAGUCAGCUACUACCAAAGUCAAAACAUAACAGUUUGCAAUGCAUCUUUGACAGAUUAAGAACCUGAUAAGAAAACAAAAUUUAAGCCUACCCCAAAAACCCCUACCUUUGGAUCAAUGUUGACCUAUUCUUUGAAGCUUUGGGGUUUUAAAAAAAGCAAAACAAAACACCUGUAGUAACCAGUGUGUUUUCAGCUUGAGACUGCUUGGACUAGAAAUUUUGUUGUUCCUGCAGUUCAUAAAACACACCAAGAGAAGAUGUAGGGAUAAGGAAAACACAAAGUUCAAGUAAAAAUAAUAAUUAAGAUUCACAUACUUGUAGAUUGUCAUUUCUAGACUGAAAUACAGUAUUUAAAUUUCGAGCAACCUGAUUAAUAUUAAAAUUCCAAACAUCAACGUUUUAUGAGUUUCGAUAGAAUUAAAUGAAUCCUAGGGCAAGUUUUAGAAUUCAGAUGCUCCCAGAUGCAAGGCAUGAACAAAGAGCUACGCCGAAAUGCACUCCCCUUCCCCAGUUUACCACGUCCGAGUUGGGCAGCCAUUUUGGAACUGUGCACAUGAGAAUACGAACGCAAACAAGGGUGACGUUUUCUCCCGACUUGCCAGCAGCAUGUUCACUCUCCCUGCCGAUGGCAUUUCUUCCAAAGGACUUGCCACUGCAUACUGGAUAUACUGCUCCCUAGCUCUGAUGGUGUCCAUUUAGAGGCCAAAAUGGGGGUGGGACAUGGAGCUUUCUUCCCUUACUCCACUGACUUCUUAACCCAGGAAGACAACCAGAGUGCAAGCAGGAAGCAGGGCCCUCCUGCCAUCACUCCGAUCUGGCUUCAAGACAGUUCCUGUUAGAGGAAGAAGUGAUGGGGAGUCACCACCUUUUUUUUGCGGUGUGGCGCUACCCUCUGCACCCCUAAUUUUACCAGAAAGGGCUCAGUGAUUAACUUUCAGCUCUGCUCUAGUGAAAAAUAUCUUUCUGUGACAAUGCUUUAUGCAGAAGCCAUGUUUGAUGCCUCUUGCUAAGAGGAUUGCGCCGCCUUGCGCAAAGUGUACACUCUCUGCCAGUUAGCGGUGUAUCCCUGGUGGGGUAUAUACCCUUGCACACGACUGGCCAACAUUUGUGCUAUAAGAAGCAUUAAAAUGUUGACACUUCCCUCAACAAAGGGCAAAGGCUUCUGGGUGGCUGGCACAUAGGAGCAGUUAACACCUAAACCUUUCCGAUAAUGUGACACAUAGCCUUUGUUGAAAAAUAAUUCCAAAACUGAUGUUAACGCAUAACCUGCACCCACUACCCUAUGUGACUCUUGAUUAGGUCUCCGGUAAAAACAGUAAGACACAUACAAAGCACUACAGUAUUACACAUGAAAUAAUAAUAAUAAAACUCCAACAAGAUAUGCCUUUGAUUGAUAGCCUAAUUCUACUUUUAAGUUAUUGCUAACCAUUUAAUAUAUCAAGAUUGUCUUGGCAAGUCUGAGAUCAGAACCUCUCCCUCAAACCUCAAUAUUUUGAGGGGAAUAAGCAGCCUAAGUUUUUUUUUUAAAAAGGCACACUUUUCCAAGAGAACAUAUGUCUUGGAGUUGCAUAUAAUCCCCACCAGGUGUCAGCAACUGGCAUAUAUUACUCAAAUUUCAAAAUGAAUGCCCAAAUAUUCAAAGGGAGGGGGAAUGGCUGCUGCUCACGAUUCCUUAAAUUAUAUAAAUUAAAGUUACUCCAAACCAAUAUCUUUUUUUCCCCUGGGUGGCCACAGAUAUAAACUUGAAAGUCUUUUGAUACAUUUAUAUAAAGGUUUGAAUUGCACACCCAUUCCUUUGAUUACAUUUACACCUUACGUACUUUAGAUAAAAAUAGUUCUAGAAAAAAAUACAGUUACAGUCAAAACGCUAAAUUCUUCCUCUUCCAAUUAUUUAACAUGGUUCAGCAGCAUACAGAAUCCUAGCCAGUUUUUCCAAACUUGUAUAGUUUAAACACAGAAACCAAACCACAGAUAGCUCAAGUUGCUCACAGCGCAAAGCUACUUUCCCUCCUAGCCUACUUAAUUCAGAAGGAUUUUCUUUUUUUUCCUUGGGUUUUUAAAUAAAACCAGGAGAAUGGCACUAUUUUGCCUCUUUCUACGCAAAGGUACAAAGUUUUGUGCUGACUUCAAUGCAACUGCAUCUUUCAGCAUUGCAACAGUUGUGCAUUAAUUCUUUAAAUGCUGUUUUUACUCAUGAAAACCUCAACCAAGAAUCUGACUGUAUUUUAACAGCACAUGCGAGAUUGUGACUAAAGUGUGUUGCUGGUCGCACACAGCCUCUAUGCAAUUCAACUUUUACUAUAUUUAGUAAAUUCUCUCUCAAUAAUAGCAUCUGAAUAUAUUAAUUUCAGUAACACUAAGUAUAAACACUCAACCGCCUUUACAACACACUAACCAACUUUUCUCAAGUUCCAACAUCCUCACUUCUCUCCUCUCGUUACCUUCUUUUCUACUUCCCCUCUAUCUUCUCCAGCUCAGAAUACUUCAACACCUUCUGCAUACCAUUGGAACACAAUUGUUCAUCCCUUCUACAAAUAAAAAGUAAUACGUAUUUCAAAAAUAUCUGAAGAAAGGUAGUGCAAAAAUCAAUUUUGGUAUCAAAUAGUGUGCUAUCCUUAUCCUAAACUGAGCUGAGAUUUAUAAUAAAAACUAACUUGUACACCCCUUUAAAUUUUAAAAGCUACAAAUUAUAAUUAAAGCACAUAAUGUCUCGUGUUUCACGGGGUCUUUGAAAAAAAGAUUCAUCAUACAAUCACAGUUGGCAUGAUGCAAUCUUGAAAAGACUCGUGAAGUAUGCACACAACACAGGUCUGCAAAUAUUGCAAAUUCCCUUUGCUGCUACCUGCAAGAUGUAAAAGUAUGUCAAAUUUACAGAACCACCUCUAUGGUAACAAAAAAAAGGUCAUAUGUUUUAAUGAGACAGGUAGUCUUGCUCUUGCUCUGGGGGUUGGCAUGCUAUGCAGUAUUUGGUAAUUUGUAUUUUUCCUGAGUGUUCUUUGGCCCCAUUUUAACCUGGUUUCCAGACUCCACCAAGGGCUUCUUCAAGUUUGUCUUUGUAUGCUGCAUAGCGUCUCUGUAAGAUUUGCAGCUGCUCAUCUUCUUCCUUGUCCAGUAUACGCAAGAAGUUCUGUAGUUCAGGAACACUAAAGGCUUCCCAC